CUUUCGUCACUGAUUGCUGCUUUACAGCCGUUGUUUGACUCAGCCAAGGGAGACGAGAAACAAUGGAACCUACUCGUGCACAAUGCAGGAAGUUUAGGAUGCCUGACAAGCCGGGCUGACGAACGUAUCUCACUGGCGCAACUAGAUGCAUACUAUCGAACCAACGUGACGACUGUAAUGGUUUUGACCAGCUUAUUCCUGCAGCACUUCGCUCCAUAUGGUGUCCAGCAUGCUCCCACCAUGGUGGUUAACGUGAGUAGUCUUGCUGCCGCACAGCCAUUCCCAUACAUGUCGGACUACUGUACCGGCAAAGCUGCCCGAAAUAUGUACAUGGAGUGCCUUGCAGUGGACAGACCCUCAGUAGCUGUCUUCAAUUAUUCUCCCGGACCCCUAGAUACAGACAUGUAUACUCAGCUGAUACUAGAACAUGGAGAUGAGAAAAUAAAAGCACAACAUGCCGAAAGCAAACGAAGCGGGCAACUGAUUGACCCUGAUGAAUCAGCCAGAGUUUGUGUUUCUUGGAUCGCCCGGUUCCACAUUGAUACUGAGCGGGGGAACGUACCAAAAGCCCUGGUGUGUUCUGUUCACCACUCCGGAUGGUCAAAUGUAUGGCGCGGACCUCGUUUGGAUUAUUAUGACGCUGUUGCUAUGGAGCGGCGAUGA
This is a messenger RNA of Echinostoma caproni, 663 nucleotides long. The record is from the annotation of a GenBank genome assembly. Lineage: Eukaryota; Metazoa; Platyhelminthes; Trematoda; Plagiorchiida; Echinostomatidae.